AUGGCGGACGUUGAGUUUCUUGCCCUCACUAUCAAGCCCUCGGUGCAGCUGAGUUACAGCUUCCAAGCACCUGGGACGACCACCACGCCCGUGCUGGUCCUGUUUCUCAACGCACUCCGUAAUGGUCGCAGCCUCCCCGCCUUUUUGACCUACGAUCGUUUCGGCCAAGGCCAGACCACCGAGCGCGAUCCCCAGGACGCUGGAGCAGAGGAUCCCACUCACGGCCACGACUGUAUUGCCUCCGUGCAAGAUCUGCGCCAAUUGCUCAUCCAAGUCACCGGGGAGAAGCUGGGCGUUGACGUGGACUCCGUCUCCUUGGUUCUGGUUGGCAACUCCAUCGGCUGUGCGCUGGCCCGUCUUUACGCCCAAGAAUAUUCCGGUACCGUGACUGCGCUGUUGCUACUGGACAGUGUCUUGGCCAACUCCGACUUCAUCUCCGUCUUCCCCGAUCCGGAUGCCCCAGAGUUCGAUCCAGCCACAAUACAUCCUAUUCCUGUGGAAGCCAUCCUCGCUGUGCGGGCCGGCACCCGUCGUGUCUUCCAUCCUGACGUCGGCAGCAAGGAAGGCCUCAGCCGGCGAAACCUACGCGAGUUGCUGCCGGCCAGCGACGGACCCUUGCUCCGGGGUCCCAAUGGCCACGGACCCUAUGUCACGAUAGUGGGCCACGACUUCGACGCGUUCGCUGAGGAGUCGGCCAAGAUGGGGCUGGCUAAGAUCACGGAACCUGAGUUCAGCAAGGGCCCGAUCCUCGCCCCGAACGCGGGUCACUUUGUGCAAAAGGAUAACCCAAGGUUUGUGGCGCAGGAGCUAAACGAGAUGCUCGAGAAGAUUAUUUAG
This is a messenger RNA of Penicillium cinerascens, 837 nucleotides long. RefSeq names its product alpha/beta fold hydrolase. The coding region runs from base 1 to 837 and encodes 278 amino acids. The transcript is spliced from 3 exons. The record is from RefSeq and is a predicted model, not a curated record. Lineage: Eukaryota; Fungi; Ascomycota; Eurotiomycetes; Eurotiales; Aspergillaceae.